AUGGGCGGCCGUAUCGACGCGUAUCUUGACGUCGCGUCAUUAUACAGCUACGUGGCCUUUCUCUUGCUUGUCAAAGAUGCACCUGUCUAUGCUGCCAACAACGUAGAGGUCGUAUAUCACCCCAUCCUUCUCGGCGCCAUUAACAAGGCGACUGGCAACAAACCGCCGUUCUCGCUUCCCGCAAAGGCCGCGUAUGGCAUGUACGACGUUAGACGGUCUUGUGCCCGGGUCGGUGCGCCCGAGACCCAGGCCCCGCCAGACUUUAUGAAGCGCGCCGUCACUGUCUUGGCCCUGCGCGCCCUCCACUACAUCCAGAGUCAUUAUUCGGCCGAGACGUAUGUUGCCGCCUUCCACUACCUGUUUUACCGCUUUUGGACGCCCGAGCACGCCGAUCUGCGCGACCCAGAGAUCCUCAAGGCCGAGCUCCGCGCCGCACCCGCCGGCUUCAACGGCAAGGCCUCGCUCAAAGCCGGCUCCCAGAACAGCAAGCCCUUGUUCACCGCCGCCGACGUCGACGCUAUUGUCGCCGGUGCCACAUCACAGCCCGCCAAGGACCAGCUGACGGCCGCCACCACGGAGGCGCUCGACCGGGGCGCCUAUGGCGCGCCUUGGCUGUGGGUCACCAACGAUGCCGGCGAUGCGGAGCCCUUUUUUGGCAGCGAUCGCUUCCACUUUGUGUACCAGUUCCUCGGUCUGCCGUACCAGGACGUUGUCCUGGUUGAUGCGCCGGUAGCGAGAGCAGGCAAGCUGUAA
This is a messenger RNA of Sporothrix schenckii 1099-18, 753 nucleotides long. RefSeq names its product thioredoxin. Bases 1 to 753 code for a protein of 250 amino acids. NCBI's taxonomy places the organism in Eukaryota, Fungi, Ascomycota, Sordariomycetes, Ophiostomatales, Ophiostomataceae. The transcript has 3 exons. The record is from RefSeq and is a predicted model, not a curated record. Gene Ontology annotation, molecular function: glutathione peroxidase activity; glutathione transferase activity. Gene Ontology annotation, biological process: glutathione metabolic process. Gene Ontology annotation, cellular component: peroxisome; mitochondrion.